Messenger RNA from Thermothielavioides terrestris NRRL 8126, 2752 nucleotides. RefSeq lists its product as uncharacterized. Gene Ontology annotation, molecular function: ATP binding; protein binding; protein serine/threonine kinase activity. Gene Ontology annotation, cellular component: cytoplasm. The coding region runs from base 130 to 2469 and encodes 779 amino acids. Lineage: Eukaryota; Fungi; Ascomycota; Sordariomycetes; Sordariales; Chaetomiaceae. The record is from RefSeq and is a predicted model, not a curated record. The transcript is spliced from 2 exons. Gene Ontology annotation, biological process: peptidyl-serine phosphorylation.
CAGCCUUGUUGCCGCCGGCCCGCCUCGUACGGAUGUAAAUGGAGCUGCCAAGCCAGUCAAGGCCGCCCAACAUGAUCCCUCUCUCUUGUUCUCGAUUCUGCCCCGCGCACGCGCAUUUCGAGUUUCGACAUGGAGGACACGGAUCUCAUUGCAUGUGUGUAUCCGUUUGAGGAUACGAGUGGCUUCGGGAGGAAAGCGAUUGAGGCAGACAAGAACCAACUGCGGCUUGUGCCCGCGCAGCUUCCUGUCGAAGUUCAACACGACCGCCCCGAGCCGCAAUACACCGAGCCUCGCGGUGAGGCCAACGUUCCUGCGUACCUCCACGGUCCCGGGCUUGAAUUGAGGUUUAGCCAGGGCCCAAGGAUGUCGACCGGAUUUGUGUUCGGGUGCGGCCCCGAUUGCGACAUUGUCCUGCCUCCAAUCCGCGGCAUCAGUGUUCGCCACUUCGCCCUCACGUUCGACGACAAGCACCGCCCGAUCGUGAAGGAUCUUGAGACGUCCAUGGGAACCGAGGUCAUAUAUGACCGACAAGGCCAUGGACGGCGCAGCGGCUUCGUCUGGAUCGUGGGAGGCCAUGAUAUUCUGCGAGGCAAGACCAUCGUCGUCAACGUCAACAGGGUCCUCAAAUUCCAAAUCGUCGUCAACGAGCCGGCCCUCAGGUCUAAAGACUACAUCAACAACGUCAGCCAGUUCUGGCAGGGCUCCGUCGACGCUGAGAAUCUCUUAGACAGCCUGGGCCUGAGGACCCAACCGCCAACUGAACGAGGCAGUGGCAUCCAGACGCCAGGCACCGGCUCGAUCUUCCUCGAAAAAGACAUCGGCGAAGGAUCUUUCGGGGUUGUGAGAUACUUGUGGAAUGUGAGCACUGGAGAGGAAUGCGUCAUCAAGCAGCCAUCCCAGAAAGCCAUUCGGGAGAGGAGGGUUAAUCCUGCUGCGUGGGAGAGGGAGGCUUCGAUCAUGAAACGAAUCUCUCAUGACCAUGUUGUCAAGUUGCUUGGAGCAGAGUUUGUACCUCUACCCCAGUUCCGCCUCGAGUAUGUUCGCGGUGGAUCUCUUGACAACUACGACGAGAUAACGACCAGCGAAGGCUUGCAAAUACUGGAGCAAUGCCUCUCAGCACUUGCAUACCUCCAUGGGCGGGAUCCGCCGAUCGUGCAUCGAGACAUCAAGCCGAGCAACAUUCUCGUCCAGCAUCGACGCGGCGGUGAAAUUUUUGUCAAAUUCGGUGAUUUUGGCCUUUCAAGAGAGGGCUAUGAUCCAACGACGAUCUGCGGCACUGAGAAGUAUCUAGCGCCCGAGAUCUUUGUCGAGUGGGGCGCAAGAAACGCUCAGCGCCCCGACAGGAGUUAUACUGCAGCUGUCGACAUCUGGUCCCUUGGCGUGUCUGUCUUCGAAUGUGUGUCCGGCCGUCUGUCCGCCGCGGCUGGCGGCAUCUCGUGGUGUCGCCAUAUCAUCAAGAAGCUCAAACGCGACUUCGAAAAAGAUCCUGAGCCCCUGAAGCACUUCUUGUUGGACAACAUGGUGAUCUUGCGGCCAGAGAAGCGGAAAUCUGCCCAGUAUUGCUACGAGAAAGUUCUGCACCUCACCGGUCAAGCGCAAGACGAUAGUCCGACUCCAACCGCAACUUCCUUUUCCACGGCAGCGACCUCCCGUCAAGACGCGCACACAAUUGCUGGGACCCGGUCGAGCACUACUUCAGGCGAGAAUUCAGCCGACACAGUGCUGGCAUACACCAGUCCAGAAGCCUCGUCUCCUGAUGCCCACGUGUCACGCCUGCCGACGUUUCACGAGAGCUGGUUACUGGAUCCAUUGCACCCAUUUGGUGGCGGGUCUAGCCUCGCAGCCCUCCUAGGCCAGGAAACAUCCGAUGUCAGGAGCAAAGAAUCGUCUUCGCUUCCAACCGAGGCAUCACCCCAACCACACAGUGGCGGGCCCGAACCCGUGCUGCAGGACCGUCCGUCGUUCUGGACCGCUGUGCCUCCGCCUGCCGUUCGCGUUGACCAGCACACGCGCAAGAGGUCCAAGCGAUCCACGCGGUCAUCCCACUCGGCUUCGUCCUCGUCUCGGAGACGACAUCCCAAGCGCCGCGAACUCACUGCCUCCGCCCGGCGUCAGCGGAGCAGCCGCCAUGCUGGUAGUUCUCGCACUGUGAGGCCGUUUCACCUGGAUCAACACCGCUCAGCGUCGCAAGGGUUGCUUCCGCAGGUGGGAAACUGGAAAGACCCGUGGGAAGCAGCCGAGGUGCAACCCGGCCUGGCGGAUGUUCAAUUUCAACCUGAAGACUGGAACUUUGACGACUUAGAUUGGUAUAUCCAGCCCGCCGAUGAUCCCCUUGCCGUUUGUGCUCCGGUUUCAGGCACCAAUCCGCCGGGCAGGCCGAGAGAGGGAGACAAUGGAGACGGGUCGGGGACGGAUAGUGAGGCGCAGAUGGCGGCGCUGUUGCUGUGCGGCAUGCGCCAGCAAUCUUGAUGGGCAACGAAGUCGGCGAUAUCAACGAAGAUGAGCUUGUCGGUUCGACUAGCCAAGGGUUAGGUGUGUAAGUGCCUUGAUUCCUUUUUGAUUGUAUAGAGAUUUGUACGAAUAUGUCAGUCUUCUUCGCCUAUGCGUCGACCCUGACCCUUGUGCUUGACAUCUUCCCGUCGACGACCAUACAUCGAGAGACUAAGGCGCUAUAGGAAUGGGUACGAACGAUGUAUUGGAAUGUAGGUAUGUACGGAGUAGAUAUGAAGGAUGUGUAAAACUACCUGGUAUG